Messenger RNA from Pichia kudriavzevii, 1524 nucleotides. RefSeq lists its product as uncharacterized. Gene Ontology annotation, molecular function: protein binding. Lineage: Eukaryota; Fungi; Ascomycota; Pichiomycetes; Pichiales; Pichiaceae. The transcript has a single exon. The record is from RefSeq and is a predicted model, not a curated record. Bases 1 to 1524 code for a protein of 507 amino acids.
AUGGGUUUAGAGAAAAUGGACGAUUCUAUGUACAUUGAGUCCCUAGUUGCACAGUUUCUGCACUCUAAAGGGUACUAUAAGACUCUCAGUGCUUUAGAAGAGGAAACACAAACCAAAUUUACCCCCACUACCCUAAAUAAUGAUGAGUCCUUGCAAAGCAUUGUAGAAGAUAGGAUCAAUUUCAAAACACUGCAGUCGCAUACGGAAAAUGCACAUCAUCUUGAGAAUGGAGACGUGAACACACUGGACAGUCUCAGCCAGUCUGACAUUGUCAGAAGGAGGAAUAUAAUUCUACCCAAUUGGGAAGUCAAGUAUCCUGAUAGCGUUGAAGUGUUGAACCUGGGCACACUCAAUUCAUUGAUAAUUGAUUCAAGCUACUUCUCAUCAUUUAUUGGUGGAAAGAUCUACAACCUAGGAUUGUUUGUAACAAAUACAAAGUACCUUCUAGUUUAUGAUAUCGACGCCAAUCAAUUACUUCUAUCUGUUCAUGAUCCAUUGAAUGGACAACCGAUCAAACUGGUUUAUGGCAUUCCGUAUUCCAACCACCUUUUUUUAUGCGAUAUGAAUGGUAACUUGAGAACAAUGUCUCUGAAAAGAGAUGGUUUGCAGUACGAUAUGGAAUUGGUAACUAAUUCUAACGAUUCCGUCAAAUUGCACAGGCGUUUAAUUACUGACUUCACUUUCAAAUCGGUCAAACUGGAAUCAGAUUCAACCUUGUUAGGAUAUUUUUCAUCAAUUGGCUGGGACGGAAGAGUCACUUUGGGGUUGGUAAGAGAAGCCAACAAUGAAUUAAUCAUUAAACAAAUAGGCGAAUACAAGUUGUUUACUAAUCCUACAUGUAUUUUACUUACCAUUGAUAAAGAAACAAAUUUGCCUCUACUCCUAGUGGGUCGUUUAGAAAGCUCUUUAUUGACCAUCUUCAGCAUUAACAAACAUCCCCUGGGAGCCGAGGAAGUAAAGUUAGUUGAAUUGGGGAAGCUGUCUUUGAAUGAUUCUGAGUUUUCCUCACACUCAUUCCAAGCAAUGUCAAUUGGUGAAAUCUCUUACAACAAUAAAGAUUUGAUAAUAACUGUUGCAACUGAUCAUAUACCUUAUAUGCGGUUAAUAACUGUUCUUGUCCCGUCAAUCGAGGAAAUCUUAUCAUAUUCGAAAAAUAUAGACCCCAACUAUUCGGUUUUUGAAAAACUGGACAAAUUGGUAGUAAAAGAUAACAACCAGCAAUUUACUUCAAGCUCUCCGAUCUUAAGAUCAUACAUAAUCUCCAAUUUCAACUCGUUAUCUCCACAAGACAAGUAUUCAAAUGCCAUAAUAUUGAGCAGGCCAAAUUGCUCCGGCCUAUGGAUACCCGGUGACGAUGGAAAGCUAAGAGGGUUUGACUUACGUACAGGUAAUGUCAUAGAGACGCUAGAUUCCAACGAUGGUCGUGCAAAGUCUGCGUUUAUAGGUCAAUGCGGUAUGGAAUCGGAAGUUGUAGUGGUUUGUGGUGCCGUUGAUAAGAAGAUCGUUAUUUGGCGUUGUUCUUAA